Messenger RNA from Vespa mandarinia (Asian giant hornet), 2786 nucleotides. RefSeq names its product chemokine-like protein orion (gene orion). The record is from RefSeq and is a predicted model, not a curated record. Lineage: Eukaryota; Metazoa; Arthropoda; Insecta; Hymenoptera; Vespidae.
UGUAGACAAAAAUGCGAUCGUAAUUAUAUAAUUCGCAUCUUUCGUAUAAAUGAAUCUUACAAUUCGAAUAAACAUAAGAUAUCUUCGUUGAUUAUUUAAAGUUCUAUUAAUUAUGAUUAAUGAUUAUGAAAUUAACAGAUGUGUUACUAAAUAUUUGAACAUAAUAAUAUCAGUAUAAGAUUUAAUAUUUGUUAAAAUAUUUAAUUUUUGACAACGAUCGACUUUGAAUGUCCUAACAAUCUAAUAACAGUUAUUUAAAUAUGUGUAUACUCGAAAGAUUUAUCACGUGUCUCUAUAAGGAUUCUUUCUUUAUUUUGCACAUUUAGCUUGAGAAUUAAGAACUCUUUUCAAAUUUUUUAUUGCGCAUAAUUCCGUAAUUAUAUGACUGCUUUAAUUUUACAGUAGAAGAAGUAAACGUCACGGAAAGAAAUUUGAAUAUAUAUUCUUAUUUUAUAUGAACAUUGUUAAACAGGAAGUAGUUAGAUUUUAUCGAUUUUAACUACCAUGAAAGAUCGACAAAUGAUCGCCGAUGUAUAACUAUCACGUAGUGACCUUUAUUUUCCAUCUGGGGUAUGUAAUACUAACAACAGUAUUUGAACCUUGGAAGUCUUCCGCGCUUUCGAGACCUCUAAUUGAAAAUUUUUAUGUAAGAGUUUAGUCAGUAUUAUUAAAAAAUCAUUGUGAAUUGUGGUCUGUUGUAAAACCAAAGAAGCUACGAGAAAGAGGAAAAAAUGAUUCUGUUAAAGUUAUUGAUGUGCUCGCUUUUUUUGAUCGGAAUAUGGACAAUAAAAAGUGACAGUAAAAAUGACAUCUCUUUGAUUGACGAGUUAAGACAUGAAUUGCUUGAGCUUGAAGUAACAUUGAAAAAGGAAUUGGAUAAUCCUAAAUGGACUUUAACUAAAGAUUAUGAUGUAUAUUUAUAUAUUAUAAAAUUUUAUAAAAACUUUUGUAAUUACAUUGAACAGUUAUUUCCAAAUAAUCGUCAGAUUCAUUUAAAUUCUUUAAAUUCAUUAUGGAUUUGGGCAAGAACACAACAAGAAACAACAGGCAUAAAUGAAUUGUACAUGAUAUUUAGAGAGAUGCAACAUGAAGUUGUGGAUCUAAAUAUAACAGUUAAUAUGAAACGACUAACAAAUUUUGCAAACAUUAUUUUAAACGAACCAAAUGCAUCAAUACCUAAAGCACUACAGCGUAUAGCUGACUAUAUUGUGAACCAAAAAUUAUUCAUUUCAGCUUAUCAGGAAGCUUCAUCUCAAAUCUGUAGUGAACGACAAUCUCCACAACAAUUACUAUUCAAUUUGUACAAUGCUAUUGCACUUACAGAAAUUAAAGGAUAUACAAUGAUGCAAUUUUCUUAUAUGUUGUUACGAUUAUAUAUCAAUGGUUCAAAUUUUAAUGAAGAAUUGGAAUUAUUAAAGCAACAAUAUGCUGAAAGAACAUCGGAAGUAUUAAGGGCAGUAAAAACUGCAAUGGCUUUUGCUCCUCAGGAAUUUUGGAGAUGUGAUCCAACUAAACAUGAGUCGGACAAGACAUAUAUGGAGCUAAAACAAUUAUUUCAAGGAUAUAUUGUUAAUGAAGUUGAUAUGAAUAGUGAAUCUACAUGUAGAGAAAACUGUGCUUACUAUGGAUAUGCAAAAGUUCAUGGAUGUUAUGACAAUCAAUUCUGUGCACAACAACGAACAUGUGGUGGUAAACUUGUAAAUUGUGAAUACAUUGACUCUGAUAUGUGGAUUUGUCCUUCGAAAGCUAGUUCAAGACGAUAUGAGUACAUAGAAUAUGAAAAUGGUAAAAUAUAUGGACAAAAACAGACUUGUCAAAAAUCUCUUACUAAAAUUGAUAGCUGGUGGCGUUGGCUAUUUUGGCAUUGCAGUUAUUGUUUUUGUUAUUGUGAUGAUCAUAAUUCAAGGUCAGAUCGAUAUUUUAAUUUACGGCCAGUUAUGGCAGAUAUUAAAAAUAACAGAGUAAUAACAGGAAUCAAAUUAACUAAAUUAAACCAAAUAAUACAUAUUCAAAUUCAAGAAGGAGAACUGCUUUCACGUGGAGAUAUAAAUUCAACUACUGUUACAUGGAAGCCAAUAGAUACAUAUACUGUUUAUGAUUCUGAUGUUAAGAAUGGGAUUGAUUAUCAUACUAUAGUCUGGGAAAAACGAGCAAUCGAUAUGGAUGAUUUAAAAUCUCCUGAAAAUCAUCUUUUAACGGGCAUAAAACUACGUAUGAUUGGUACUCGCUUAAACUUGGAGAUAAUGGUAACUCCAUUCAAUUUCACAACAGGCAAAUUGAUACAACCAUUACAGAAAAGUUAUUGGAUAAGUAAUGACAUUACUGAAAGCUAUUCUAGGAGGGAAUUAAAACUCAAGAAUCCAGAUAUUCCAAUUCAUUCAGAGUUACAACAUGUCUCUGAUUCGGAUGUAAAUCAAUAUCUAAACUUCGCUCCUAGUGAUCGCGAAAAAGAUGCUGCACAGAGUACUAUACCAUUUUUAGACAUUCAACCAGUGGAGCCAAACCCAUCAAUACCUAUAGCAGGUGCUGGGAUUUUUCAUAAGGGUAGGUCAGGCUCUGGAGGAUUUCUUGCUUUAAAAUUAAUAACGUAUAAUUUUGCUCCACAUCUACAUACUGACCUGCCACCUUCACCACCCGUUAUUGAAACAUAUAAUGAAAUAACAGCAGUACUCAACUAAUUUGUAUUAAAAUUUUUUUAAAUAAUUAAUAUUACUCUAGAAUAAUCGUAAAUGUAGUUUAAUGAUAGUGUUAUUUUUCUUUUAUAAUACCAAUUCAUAUAAAUAGAA